Molecule: messenger RNA, 1059 nt
Organism: Salvia splendens (bonfire salvia)
Lineage: Eukaryota; Viridiplantae; Streptophyta; Magnoliopsida; Lamiales; Lamiaceae
Product: protein FAR1-RELATED SEQUENCE 5-like
Exons: 1
Coding region: 1-1059 (352 amino acids)
Biological process (GO): regulation of DNA-templated transcription
Molecular function (GO): zinc ion binding
Source: RefSeq, a predicted model, not a curated record
AUGGAAAGAUAUGGGCUGGCCAAUAAUGUCUGGUUUUCAUCAAUGUUUGCAUCCAGAAAAUUUUGGGUUCCAGCCUUUUUCCGUGAUUUUCCGAUGAGUUCGUUGAUAAAGACAACUUCUAUAUCCGAAUCGCAGAAUAGCUUCUUCAAAAGGUACUCAAAGUCUCGGGCUAAUCUUAUGCAAUUUUAUAUGAACUUUAAUCAUGCUCUGGAGACUCAAAUAAGUAAUAGUGCAAAGCUUGAAUACUAUGAUUCAACAAAAGUGCCUAUUUUGCGAACAGGAUUGGAAAUCGAGAAACAUGCAUCGACGAUAUAUAGUGGUAGUGCUUUUAAUGAAAUUCAAGAAGAGAUAGUAUAUGCAUGUUUCUCUUUGUCUUGUGCAACUCUAGGAGUGUCUACCAGUAGAGAUAUUGAAGUAUAUGACAUAAAGGACAAGGAUUCAAACUCAUGGACAGUGACUUACUCCAUUGGUGAUGACACAUAUUUGUGUGGAUGCAAAAAAUUUGAAAGACUUGGUCUAUUGUGCAGCCAUAUAUUUUGUGUGUUGAAAUAUAAUUUUGUUAAGCUGAUACCCGAGAAGUUGUGUGGAGGAAGAUGGUUGAAGUCACAGUUUGUGAAGUCAAUACACGGAGGUUUUUGUGAUGAUCAAGAAAUACACCUUGCUGUGGACAAGAAGAAGAUUGCAUAUAAAAACUUGUAUGCAUUAUUCAUUGAAACAGCACAAAGCAUUGAAGGGAACAUUGAUAAAAUCAAUGCAUUCGCUGCAAUUAUUGAAGAAGGUAAGAAGCAGCUUCUUGGAGAAGGUGUUGUUUUGUCUUCCACACAGAAGAGCGCAAUGAUUGAGAACUUCUAUGACUCACAUGUUCCGACCAAUAUUGAAGUUCAUCCUCCUGAUGUUGUUAGUACAAAGGGAAGUGGAAGUAGGCAUAAAUCGAAGAGGGAGUCAGCACUGAAGUUAGCAAUUAAACCAGACCGAAAGUGUGGAAACUGUCAUGAGAUUGGACACCAUGAUUCUAGGAACUGCAAAAAGGUUCAUGAGAAGACAAACCAGAGGCAAUGA